Messenger RNA from Drosophila rhopaloa, 2318 nucleotides. RefSeq names its product probable pyruvate dehydrogenase E1 component subunit alpha, mitochondrial. Lineage: Eukaryota; Metazoa; Arthropoda; Insecta; Diptera; Drosophilidae. The record is from RefSeq and is a predicted model, not a curated record. Gene Ontology annotation, molecular function: pyruvate dehydrogenase (acetyl-transferring) activity. Gene Ontology annotation, biological process: pyruvate decarboxylation to acetyl-CoA. Bases 561 to 2090 code for a protein of 509 amino acids. The transcript has 2 exons. Gene Ontology annotation, cellular component: intracellular membrane-bounded organelle.
UAUGCGAAUAUUUGAAAAUUGGUCCGAUCGAUUGGGAAUUUAAAGAGUAUGAGUAUUGCAAAACCCAAAGUAUAUUUAAAAUAGUUUGCAUGUCUUGAUUAUUUGUUUGCCACUUUGGAUAAAUAUAAAAUAUAUUAUGUAUAUCAUUAUUAAAAUAGUUCCGCAAUACCUUAAAUCUAGUUUUCACUGGUCAAUUAAAAUGAUGAAUUUAUAAGACUUGUAAAAUAGAAUUAAUGAGAUAACCUCAUAUGUCAUUUCUCCAACCCACUAUGGAAAUGUUUUAUUGUUUAUUUUAUAAGAAAUUAUUUUAUAUUAUAAGAUAUUUGAGGCGCAUUUCUUAAAGCGAAAUGAACCCUUUCGAAAAACAUUUUGUUUGCAUCUCUGUCUGUUCUGUGACAGUUGCCAUCUCGCUCGAUGUUCAUUUGCUUUUAAUGUCGUUUACUUCUUUGCUUAUUAGCAUAACUAAAAAUUGUAUGAAAGCUUAUUUUUUUUCGACAAAUUUCAAAAUUUAAGUACGUGGCAACUCGGCUCAUCCAGGUGUCCAGUUGUUUAGGAGUCCAAUGAUGAAGUCCAGUCCACUCCGCUUGCUGACGAGAUGCAGCGGAGUCCACCUUCCUUUGGAUGCAAAAAUCCCGUCCAGGAUCUUCGGGCGUCACAAGUGCAGUUGCUUGACCCUUGAGAAUACGUUCAAGUGCUACGAUCUGGAGACGGGACCCACGAUGGACGUGGAGCUGUCGCGGGAGGACGCCCUAGCGAUGUACACCAAGAUGCUGGAGGUGCGGCGAAUGGAGACGGUGGCCGGGAAUCUCUACAAGCAGCGUCAGAUCCGUGGGUUCUGCCACUUGUACACGGGCCAGGAGGCGGUGGCCGUUGGGAUGAAGCAGUGCCUUCGCCAAUGCGAUUCGGUGAUCACCGCCUACCGGUGUCAUGCCUGGACCUAUUUGAUGGGCGUGUCGAUGCACGAGAUAAUGGCGGAGUUGCUGGGCGUGCGAACCGGUUGCAGCCGGGGCAAAGGUGGCUCCAUGCACAUGUACACCGAGAACUUCUACGGCGGCAAUGGCAUCGUAGGUGCCCAGGUGCCGGUGGGCACGGGCGUGGCUCUGGCGCACAGCUACCGGAACGAUAAUGCGGUCUGCGUGGUGCUCUACGGCGAUGGGGCCGCCAAUCAGGGACAGGUCUUCGAGUCCUUCAACAUGGCCAAGCUGUGGUGCCUGCCCUGCAUCUUCGUCUGUGAGAACAAUCAUUACGGCAUGGGCACCCACGAGAAGCGCGCCUCGGCCAUGACGGAGUUCUACAUGCGGGGCCAGUAUAUCCCGGGCCUGUGGGUCGAUGGCAACCAAGUGCUAGCCGUUCGCAGUGCCACCCAGUUUGCCUUGGACUACGCCCUCAAUCAGGGACCGAUUGUCCUCGAGAUGAGUACGUACCGAUAUGUUGGGCAUUCCAUGUCCGACCCGGGCACCUCGUAUCGGUCGAGGAAAGAAGUCCAGGCGGUGAGGGAGCAACGUGAUCCGAUCAUCAGUUUCCGCAGCCAAAUAAUCGCCUUAUGCCUCGCCGACGAGGAGGAGCUAAAGAUCCUGGAGGACAAGACCAAGAAGCAGGUCGACAAGGAGUGCAACAAGGCUAGCGCCGACAAGGAGGUCGAUCUCCACGAGCUCCACACGGAUAUAUAUGCCAAGAACGUGGAUGGAAAGAUCCGUGGAGUAUCCGGAUUUAAUCUGGAGCACAUCAAGCUGGCGGAAGUGUGUUUUGGCAAGCCCAAAAAGACGCCGGCCAGCGAGAUCAAGGAGGAGCCAGUUGUUGAAAAGGAUGCUAAGAAGGGUAAGGCUGAGGAAGGUAAGGCCAAGGAGGGCAAGGCUGAGGAGGGUAAGGCCAAGGAGGGUAAGGCUAAGGAGGGUAAGGCUAAGAAGGACUCCAAGGAUCCCAAUGCUGUAAAAGAUCCCAAGGCCGCCAAAGAACCCAAGGCUGUCAAGGAUGCUGGCGAUAAUAAGGGCAAACCACCGGCCUCCAAGGCUGCAAAGCAACCGAAGGCCGCCGCACCACCCGCCCAAAAACCACCCACUAAGGCACCACCAUCCCCUCCCAAAAAGUAAUGUCCAUAUCCGGAGUUCACAACCAAGUCAAAAGUUUGCCCAAAUGCUUUAGUUGAUUUUUGAACCACAAAAGUAUACAAACUACUGUAUAAAUCAUUUAAAGUGGGAAAAAUGGCAAAAUAUUUGUAUAUAUAAAAAAUUAUCCAUAUGUGUUAAAAACUGCAUGGGACAAUAUAUUGUUCUUUAUAUUAUAUUUAAAAUAAAUUAUGUAUAUUCAUAAAUAUAUUU